Molecule: messenger RNA, 865 nt
Organism: Aspergillus aculeatinus CBS 121060
Lineage: Eukaryota; Fungi; Ascomycota; Eurotiomycetes; Eurotiales; Aspergillaceae
Product: U4/U6-U5 snRNP complex subunit LSM3
Exons: 4
Coding region: 161-451 (96 amino acids)
Biological process (GO): mRNA splicing, via spliceosome; P-body assembly
Cellular component (GO): P-body; precatalytic spliceosome; U4/U6 x U5 tri-snRNP complex
Molecular function (GO): RNA binding
Source: RefSeq, a predicted model, not a curated record
CCCCCCCCCCCCCCCUGGCUGCAGCUCUUUCAUUGAUUGCUUGAAUCUUGACUGGACGCCUCCCGACCUUUAGCUUGCGUUCACUCAUUUCGUCUCUCCCCUCCCUCCCCUCUUUCGCAAUCCUCCCGCCCCCAAUCCCUCCUCCACCUCCUCCCUCGAUAUGGCCGACACUGAGGAUGCGGGCACUUCGUCGGUGUCCGAACCCCUCGACCUGGUGCGCCUGUCGCUCGAUGAGAUUGUCUUUGUGAAGUUGCGCGGUGACCGUGAGCUCAAGGGCCGUCUCCAUGCCUACGAUAGCCACUGCAACCUAGUCCUGGGUGAUGUGGAGGAAACCAUCUACGUGGUCGAGGAAGACGAGAACGAACAAGAGACGAUCCGAACGAUCAAGAAGCAGGAGGAAAUGCUUUUCGUUCGAGGCGAUUCGGUUGUUCUGAUCUCCCCUCAAGCAUGAUGAGAUGAAAUUUCCGAGAAGACAAAAGGACCAAUGGAUCUGAUCGGAGGGCUGGGAAGGCCAUGCAGCGUAUACGUCUUCUCGCUGCUACCCCAUGUCGGCCACGGAUCAGUAUGAGACCACGAACUACCAGGCGAUGCUACAGGGUUCCCAGACGUAGAACUCUAAUUGCAAGCAAUGCACUAUACACGUAUAUUCUGGGCAGAUGGUAGAUAGAGGUGGGAAAAGGUCGUGUUUCAGAUCAGGACAGGGCAGGAUGGGAUGAAGAGCAUCAUGCCAUGCAGCACUGCAGCAGCAGCAGCCGCCACUAUUCAGGAGGACAAGUUCUGGCAUCUGCCCUGGCAUGCAACUUUAAGUUUUAGUAUGUGGUAAUUGUGCUGAAAGCAAAAGAAUCCAAAUGUACACAUGCACCUG